Lethenteron reissneri (Far Eastern brook lamprey) is the source of this 1503-nucleotide messenger RNA. RefSeq names its product ornithine decarboxylase antizyme 2-like. Lineage: Eukaryota; Metazoa; Chordata; Hyperoartia; Petromyzontiformes; Petromyzontidae. Gene Ontology annotation, biological process: positive regulation of protein catabolic process. The record is from RefSeq and is a predicted model, not a curated record. Gene Ontology annotation, cellular component: nucleus; cytoplasm. Gene Ontology annotation, molecular function: ornithine decarboxylase inhibitor activity.
AUGUCGGUCUACGACUACAUCAUCCGGAAUGUGUCCCGAUAUCGAAGAUCUUGGAAGCUCAGCGUGCUUGAGCCGAUCGGUGGGCACGACACGGAUGGUAAAUGUACACGGCGCACGGCCCGGAGCCUCCGAGCAGAGACGUCAAGCAGUGACCUCAUCGUCAUCGUCAACCUCCUCCUCAAUCUCUUCCUCCUCAUCGUCAACCUCCUCCCGGGAUUCGCCAAAGACGAGGAGAGCCCACAGAGUCCAUGGCCGACCCGGUGUUUGAUAGUAAAGAGAGUAUGGCCUGGUGGCAAAGUUGCUCAAAUUGCCUGGUUCCAGGGCCUCGGUGGUGUUCCUGACGCCCCUCACCCACCGACUAAGAUCCCGGGUGGGCGAGGGAAUGGGGCAAGGGAUCAGCCCAUCUCUUACCGCGUCCUCCAUUCGGACACUCGGCUGUGCGUGAGUGAGGAGGAGCUUGGCCCUGGGCAGCCCUCUCUCAUACACUUUGAGUGUCGGCUCUCUGAAGCAAAGCUGGAGCAAUGGGAUGCCAUGAGCAGAAACAACAACUUGUUUCUUGAGGCUCCACGGGGGAAUUUCUCUGACUGCAGCAAAGUCAGCUUGACCUUGCUGCUGGAGUUUGCAGAAGAGAAGUUGCUAGUUGAUAAUGUAAUUGUUUGCUUCCGCAAGGAACGGUCGGACAGAGCGUGCCUCCUCCGGGUGUUUAGAUACCUCGGCUUCGAACUCCUGGCACCAGGCCAUCCGAUGGUGCCUCAGCGUCCAGAUGUGGUCUUCAUGGCCUACCCGUUCGACAGGGACUCGGGUGGAGAAGAGUAGUCGCCCAGAGCAUCCAUCGAUGAGCACACAGUCCCCUUGCAGUAGAGAAACAUUUACGUGUCGUUCUCAGAUAAAAUUCAGAAUCGCAAAGGCCCUCUAUAUCCUUACUGUCUCUAAAUGCUACCACAUGUAAAACAAGUCUUCCUCUUGAUGUACUGAAUGUUCUGCCAGACUGCCUGUUUUAAAAUUGCAACUAGGUCUGUGUGAAAUCUAAAGAAAAAUGAUGAUAAAUUACAAUUGUAAUAACAAAAAUAAAUUCUAUAAUCACAUUUAAUCUGCUUUUAUUGUUUCUUGAGGGAGGUUAUAAUAACAGCAAAGUACAUUUCUGGUGGGGGGUGGGGGGGCAGGUUUUGGACAUUUUUAAUGUUUUUCUGAAUGUAUAUUGGAUUUAUUUGAAGUGAAGGGGCUUGGUAUACAGCCAAUUUGAUACUUAUAGUUUUGCACAUGAUCUCACUGUAGUAUGUUGCUUCUGCCUGUGCAAUAGCAUUUAGUUGUUUGGGAACCUUACAUCUUUUAAGUUGCAUGUUUACAAUAGUGUCUAACAUGGUUUUAGUUGUAAAGGAAAAAAAAAAUCAUUCCUGUGGCCGUCAAGUCAUAUAAAAUUGUUUCACUCGCAGCAUUCCUUGUUUAUUGCACACAUUAGGGUCACGUUUGUAUUAUAUCGGAUUAUAAAGCAAGUUGAGCAAU